Messenger RNA from Carcharodon carcharias (great white shark), 1830 nucleotides. RefSeq names its product BRISC and BRCA1 A complex member 2 (gene babam2). Lineage: Eukaryota; Metazoa; Chordata; Chondrichthyes; Lamniformes; Lamnidae. Gene Ontology annotation, biological process: double-strand break repair. Gene Ontology annotation, cellular component: BRCA1-A complex; BRISC complex. The coding region runs from base 222 to 1529 and encodes 435 amino acids. The record is from RefSeq and is a predicted model, not a curated record. The transcript is spliced from 13 exons.
GAAUCAGGCAGUUGUUUGGACGGCAGCAGCGCCCUGUUGCCGGGUGUGAGCGCUUGGAACCGUUGGUGUUUGAAGAGCGGGAGCGGCCGGCGCGAGGCGGUGUGACUCUGGUCACUGGACGCUGUGUGUUAAUGGGACUCGCGGGUAGGUCCCAGGCAGCACUGCAGGCUGUCCUGUUCGUUGGUCUUUGACAGUGUCGCUGUGGAUGUAAUUGCAUUGAAAUGUCACCAGAAGUUGCCUUAAACAGAAUUUCCCCUGCACUUCGUCCAUUUAUCUCCAAUGUUGUCAGAAAUGGAAAAAUUGGCUUAGAUGCUACAAACAAUCUCAAAAUAACAGACCUUAAAUCAGGGUGCACAUCACUAACACCUGGACCCUGUUGUGACCGGUUUAAACUGCAUAUUCCUUAUGCUGGAGAGACCCUAAAAUGGGACAUUAUUUUCAACUGUCAUUACCCAGACCUGCCUCCAGAUUUCAUCUUUGGAGAAGAUGUGGAUUUUCUGCCUGAACCCACAAUGCUCCAUCAUCUGAAUGACUGGAACUCCCAGAAUCCAGACUGUCUUCUGCUUGUAAUUAAAGAACUGGUGCAGCAGUACCACAAAUACCAAUGUGAUCGACUCCACGAGAGCUCACGCCUUAUGUUUGAAUAUACAGCCCUACAGGAGGGGCCUGAAUUUGGAGACAACAUGGAAAUCUAUGCAGGAAGAAAGAAUAACUGGACUGGCGAAUUUUCCGCACGUUUCCUUUUGAAGCUUCCAGUGGAUUUCAGCAAUAUCCCAACAUACCUUCUCAAGGACACAGUAAUAGACCCAGGAGAAGAUGUUGCUCUCCUUUCUGUCAGUUUUGAGGAUACUGAAGCUACUCAAGUGUUUCCUAAACUGUACCUGUCUCCAAGGAUUGAACAGUCUGCAGGUUCCUGCUCAUCACAAAACACUAUUCUUUAUUCAAGACAUGGUCAAAUUCCCAGACAGUAUUCAAGCAACAGAAAGAAAAAUGUUGAUUUCAAACUUGACAAUUUCCACAUUGCAAGUUAUUUUAAUUUGUUAAGGGAAAACUCAAGUGCACUUGGUGGGACCUCUGCUCUCCAUAUCCCACCAUUUCCAAGUGGUGGCUGUCUCAUUGAUUACGUGCCACAAGUUUGCCAAUUACUCACCAAUAAGGUGCAGUAUAUCAUUCAGGGUUACCACAGGCGAAGAGAGUACAUUGCAGCUUUUCUGAGUCACUUUGGAACAGGUGUUGUGGAGUAUGAUGCUGAAGGAUUUACCAAACUUACGUUAUUACUAAUGUGGAAGGACUUUUGUUUUUUAGUCCAUAUCGAUUUGCCUCUAUAUUUUCCACGGGAUCAACCCACCUUGACGUUCCAGUCGGUGUACCAUUUUACCAACAGUGGACAACUCUAUCAACAGAUACAGAAAUCUUACCCAUACAGUCCGCGCUGGGAUGGCAAUGAGAUGGCUAAAAGAGCAAAGGCUUACUUCAAAACCUAUGUUCCUCAGUUCCAGGAGGCAGCUUUCGCUAAUGGGAAGUUAUAGUUGACACCAGAAUCCAGAAGGAAGCCAAUCAGACAAAUGCAUUUGUUUAUUUUAGGAAGUCUUUUGCAAUUUUUCAUUCUUCCUCCUGUGUGCUGAAGUCUAACUGUAAGGGCAUUGAUUUUUAUUUGGCUGCAAUUCAUUGAAGUGUGCCUAAACUAUCCUAUAUAAAUGAAGGUCUUUUCUUAAGUUGUUCAGCGAAUAUAAGCCAGAUCAAGUUUAUAUUGCAAGUAACGUGAAAUGUUUCAAAUGAAUGAGAAGAAUGUUCCAAGUUACAAUAAAUACUUCCAUUGCAAAGCUUGAA